Benincasa hispida (wax gourd) is the source of this 785-nucleotide messenger RNA. Lineage: Eukaryota; Viridiplantae; Streptophyta; Magnoliopsida; Cucurbitales; Cucurbitaceae. The record is from RefSeq and is a predicted model, not a curated record.
UGCCAUUAUUCCAAUACCGCAAUGCCCCAACAUUCUCUCUCUCUCGAAAUUGAAUCUUUUUCUUUACCAAAUUUGCAAAUAAUGCACCAAGCAAUUCCGUACAGGACGUGGAUUCCGGCCGCCGCUUCCUCCUCCUGCAAGGCAGCCGAGCCUUCCGGCGAUGGAGUUGAAAAAUUGGUGUCCAAGAAUGCCGUUGUGGUUCUGGCGAAGCGUGGGUGUUGUAUGAGCCAUGUUUUGAAACUGCUGUUGUUAGGCCACGGUGUCAACCCGGCCGUCGUUGCUGUCGGUGAGGAAGAUGAGGUGGAUAUUGCCGGCGAGAUUGGGAAAUUUUCCCCCGGCACCGGAGAUGGGAAUGAUGGGAGAGUACAGUUUCCGGUGGUGUUUGUCGGCGGGAAAAUGUUUGGUGGGUUGGAAAAAGUGAUGGCGGCUCAUAUUUCCGGUGAAUUGGUGCCGGCGUUAAAGGAUGCGGGUGCUCUGUGGCUUUGAUGUUUGAUCUCUAAAGGGAAAUUAUUUUUUUUCCACAAAAAGGGAAUAUGUGGAUGCAGAGGAGAACUUUUGGAGUUAAUACAGAUGAAGUUUCGCCAUUUUUUCUUUGAAAUGCCCGGACAGAGAUUUGGUAGCUGAGAUUCAAAAUCAUGUAAAUUAUUUGUUUUGUUUUAUUUAAUAAUUAAUAAUAGCCACGAAAUUAAUUUUAUUUCUCUCUACAUUUAUAAAAUGUGAAAAAGUCGGUCAAAGGCCUAAUUAUAUAUUUUGUGAAAUCCUCCGACUAAUAUAUUUUAUAUAAA